Messenger RNA from Durusdinium trenchii, 267 nucleotides. The record is from the annotation of a GenBank genome assembly. Lineage: Eukaryota; Dinophyceae; Suessiales; Symbiodiniaceae.
AUGUCGCAGGACCUGAUUGCUCAGCUUACUGCUGUGGCCGUCAAGCUUGAGGGGUGUGCCAAUAGGUUGCAGGAAAGUAUCAAAAAGAAGAAGUCCAAAAAUAAGCACUAUCGAGAAGUGAUCGAAGAGGUGAACAGACUGACCGCUUUGGCCAGGGACCGCUUAGAACUAGGAAGGGCUUUGGUCAAAGCGUCUGAGAAGGCAGGCAAGGCAAAGCCUAAGGCAAAAGCCAGCCCUGCAUCAUCAGCCAACUCAGCCAAAGCAUAG